Messenger RNA from Closterium sp. Naga37s-1, 825 nucleotides. NCBI's taxonomy places the organism in Eukaryota, Viridiplantae, Streptophyta, Zygnematophyceae, Desmidiales, Closteriaceae. The record is from the annotation of a GenBank genome assembly.
AUGAAGGCAUUGAUGUGCGCGUCACACUCCGCCUGCACCGCCACCACCCGCACCACCUGCGCCGCCUCCACGGCGCGCAUGGCCCGCACUGCGCGCUCCUCCUCCCUCCUGCUCUCCUGCACGGCACGCAUGGCACUGGCUGCCACGCCCCUCUGCUGCCGCCUGAGCUCCUCCCUGAUGGCGCGCUUGCCCUCGUACAGCCCCAUGGCCCGCACUGCCCCCCUCACCACGCCCCGCAGCGACCACCCCGCCUCCGCUGUGCCGCCACCACCACUUCCCACUGCCACCCCUGCUGCUGCCUCACCCUCUGCCACUGCUGCCACUGCUGGUGGUGUUGCUGCCACUGCUGCAGCUGCUGCUGCUGAUGGUGUUGGUGCCACUGCCACUGCUGCUGCUGCUGCUGCUGCUGAUGCCCCUCCCCACCACGGGCCUGGCCUCACCAUCUCCUCUAUCCGAGCCCUCGUUCUCAUCCUCAAUAUACCGCCGCUGCUCGUUUCGCUACAAGGCUUCAACGUGCUACAGCUCUUCCUCCUUGUGAACCUCAUCAACACCACGUCCUUCCUGCCUCUGCUGCUCGGCGUGCUACAAGGCCCCCUCUCUCGUGUCUGCAUCACCCCUGCCUCAUCCGCAACUGGCUGUGCCUCGGGUCUUCUUGCUCUUGUGGUCUGGGCCAAGGCACAGCAGCAUCCCGGGGAGACCUAUGUUGAGUCUUUGGCUAGGACGUUUCUAGAUGCAUACGAUUAUCCUCCCUAUCUGAUUGCUGUAGGGAUUUCCGCUGUGGGGAUGGCUGUAGGUGCGGGGUUAGAAUGGUUGGUUCGGUGUUAA